Molecule: messenger RNA, 1519 nt
Organism: Aplysia californica (California sea hare)
Lineage: Eukaryota; Metazoa; Mollusca; Gastropoda; Aplysiida; Aplysiidae
Product: organic solute transporter subunit alpha
Biological process (GO): transport
Molecular function (GO): transporter activity
Source: RefSeq, a predicted model, not a curated record
GUUGUCGCUGUGUGUGCAUUUAUUGCUCUGUGUUUUCCCAAGGCGACAUUUAUUUGUCUGUUUGUACGCUCCACCUACCUUUCAUGUUGUCUCUAUACCUUCAUUUCUCUGAUGGUACAAUACAUGAGCGGAAAAGACUCCAUGCUCAGUCGAUUAGAAGACCACCAGAUUCAUCAGAUCUCUCUACAGGCACCACCAUGUUUUUGUUGCUGCUGCUGUUUACCAAAACCAAAAGCUACAAGUUCUCCUUGACCAACUCUUACCCGUACCUCAACUUCCUGAAUGCAUUCUCGUUCAUCUUUGCAAUGCAAAGCUUCAUCAUCUUCUUCCGGAUGUGCCGGGAUAUCCUCCGGCCCUUGCGCAUCGUUCCUAAGUUUUUCAGUCUGCAGCUUGUGGUAAUCCUGGCCAACUUGCAGAGUACGAUAUUUGCACUAUUUGUUAAACAAGCUUUGCCAGCUUGUACAAACGGACUUUCUGCUAAUGUCAAGGGUGAAGCUUACUUUAACAUGGUGUUGAUAGUCGAGAUGUUUGCCUUGUCCUUCAUGGCAAGAUGCGCUUACCGACGUUCCCAUAGCAACAUAGACGCCAUUCUGAACACACAGGACGCGACUAAAGAAACAGAGACCUCCAAAUACACCAAGAGCGACGACAACUCUAAACCCUUGAUCAACGGUGUCUCAAAAGAUCAAUCAUCUGCGGAGGGAACGCCGUCUACCACCCCAAAGAAAUCGCACGACGUACGCAACUCUCACAUUUUCAUCGAUCCGGGAGCUCUUUCCGAACUUCAAGAAUCGUACGUAUAAUAGUCACCGUGGUGAAAUCAGGCGCUCGUCAAAACAAUGAAAUCGAAGAAACCGACAAUUUGCCACUCAUUCCUCAACUUCUAUCGGUUUUUUUUAGGGGGGGGGGGGUUAAGAUAUUUUACGUCCAUUUAAAACAUAUUUCUGUGGGAAUGUUUGCUGAAAAAUGGUAACCAAAGGCACAUCAAGGGUAAAUUUUCAGUUUUCAAAGACUCUUGAGCAUUGGAAUUCACCAGACUUUGGGGGCCAUUUUCUCGCUAGUCUUACCUCUGAUACCAGACCCUCAUGCCCACCUCUCUAAUGGCAAAUGUAUAUCUACUUCUAGUCAAGAUAAAUGCUUUUUUCACCGAAAGCAAGACAUGUGAACAAACUCUAAGAUGAUACUUAUAGCUCUACAUAUUAUGCUCAAAGAUUGACGAGCGUCCGAUUCCACCGUGUCGUGUCACGAUGCAAGCUAUUUUUUAUGUUUUCGUUCUGUUACAAGAUUGAUGGCUUGACCGCGCUCUCACCUCUGUGUUGGGGCGCUUUCCGCAACACGAAAAGAACACUCUGGUAUUGUGGUAAUGUUAACACUUUGAAGCCGUGGCGGACACAUUAUUAUGUCCUAUUGCCAGCAAGCCGAAAGGGCAAUGUUUCGGUACCUAUUGAGCCUUCGUACACAAACAGGAAACACAAGUUUACUUAUGGGUACUCAGCUGUAGACAGCGAAAGAUCUUGUC